UUCCGGUUCAGUCCGUAAACAGUGAUCUCAUCUCUAAUCUUGCGCCGUCUCCGUUUAGUAGAUUCUCCCAGCAUGUGCGGCGCACCGUCUCCACAGAAAUGACCGUGAAAACAAAUGUUUUUUUUUGCCCGUGUCCUUACGAUCCGCCCGUUCUUUUGACACAAAAAUGAGUAGCUGGGGAUCUUUGAGUUAGCUUGGAACAUGCUAGCAUGCUAAUUAGCCUGUAAAAGGGGCAAACAAGCAGCUGCCUGGUGCAAGCUCUGUUAAAGCUGCUUUAAAGUGUUUUUCACCGGGGUUUUUGCUUGGAGAAUAAUGGAGGGAGUGCUUUACAAAUGGACAAACUAUAUGACAGGAUGGCAACCAAGGUGGUUUGUGUUGGACAAUGGCAUUAUUUCAUAUUAUGAUUCGCAAGAUGACGUGUGCAAAGGUAGCAAAGGCAGUAUUAAGAUGUCAGUAUGUGAAAUCAAAGUUCACCCAACUGACAACACACGGCUGGAGCUGAUCAUACCAGGGGAGCAGCAUUUUUAUGUGAAAGCGGUGAAUGCAGCAGAGAGGCAGAAGUGGCUGGUGGCUCUGGGAAGCUCCAAAGCUGGACUCAUUGACACUAGAACCAAAAAAGAGAGAGAGUUAACAGAAACCACAGAAUCACUGAAAACCAAGAUGUCAGAACUGCGCCUGUACUGUGACUUACUAAUGCAGCAAGUGCACACUAUUCAGGAGUCAGUGGAACAGGAAGGAGAGUCGACGGUGGCCAGCACUGAGACGAGGAACGAGGCGUCCUCAUUACUGAGUGCCACCUGUGAAACCUUCAUCAAAACACUGGAAGAAUGUAUGAAAAUUGCCAAUUCCAAGUUCAAGACUGAUAUGUUGCAAUCCAGUCCAUCUGAUUCCAUAAUGUCCCCCGUGUCCCCCUCUCCUGUCCAAAUGUCUCGGAUGAAGCGCUCAAUCAGCCAUCCUGGCACCUACAAUUAUGAAAGGUCGAGCUUGCCAAAAGAGUGCAUGGUGUUGCAGAAGUCCGCCCAGAGGCGGACACGGACAUGCUCCGAUACAGAAGCUCACAGCGACAGAGGGCCCGAGGAGACGGAGCGCUUGAUGUUCCACAGAGCCAACAUUAAUGGUGACUCCACUCCAAGUAUCCCAGAAGAGGUUGGAACGAGCACAAAGUUCCUGUCGGAAACUGACACUCCGGAAUCUGACCUUUCCCUCUGAAGCGGCUUACGAGAUGGGGAAUAAAAGGAAAACUCGUACUGCUAUGCAGUCAAAGAUUGCAGCAUUAUAUACAGUAGAUGGAUUUUACAAAGUAUCGUUGUAUUUCCUGAUGAAGAAGAAUUCGGCACUUUAUAAAAACAGAUGAUGAAGAAAAACAGUAGUCUGAUUUGAAUGUUUAUACUCUUCCAGGUAUUUUAAGAUAUUCAUUUGCCUUGAUGCUAAGAUGUUUUUUUCCUUUUUUUGUGAUAAAUAAUUAUUGCUGUAUCCCUUCAGUGAAGAGUUGAAGAUGUUUGUACUGGAUUUCUAAUGUGUUGUGUGCAGUUGCCUUUGUCAAAUGGGAACCUUGAGGAAAAGGUUUUUGUUGCUGUGCCAAGGGGUUGUGCUGACAUACGUGCUGACAUUAACUUUGACAGUUUGGAUUUUUAUUCACUCGGCAUGCAAUGUUGUCCAUUAGUUUAUGAUGCAGAAUACAUUUAUUUAUUUUUGUAUGUCACUAGAAUCUCCCCCAAAAAUUGUUUUUGCCUUAAUUAAUUCUUCGCAUGGAGGAAUUUGAUCCAUUAAUUAUUGUAAUGUUUGGAAAAAAUGAUUAAAAAGCUAUAGCAAAAUAAUUUCUUUUAUCUCCAAAAAUCAAAGUGGGUUUUACAAGUAUGAAAAAGAUGAGAGAGAAUUAAUAAUACAAAUGAAACAUUUUAAUGCAGUCCAUGAUGAUUUGAUUUUUUUUUUUUACCCAGCCUUUUUACCCAACAUUUAAUAUUGUUUACUAAUUUAUAAUGCAAAUUACAUUCAUCUUUUUUAUAUGUAACUAGCAUUCCCACAGAAAGUUGUCUAAAGGAAUAGUUCAAAAAGGAAAAUUCUGUCAUUAAUUACUCACCCUCAUGUCGUUCCAAACCCAUAAGACCUUCGUUCAUCGAAAUCCGAGAGCUUUCUAAUUCUCCAUAGACAGCAGUGCAACUACCAUGUUUAUGGCUCAGAAAGGUAGUAAGAACAUCAUUAAAAUAGUCCAUGUGACAUCAGUGGUGUAACCUUAAUUUUAUGAAGCCAUGAGAGUACUUUUUGGGAGCAAGGAACACAAAAUAAAAGACUUUAUACAACAACAACUCUUCUGUGUCAGUCUUUAACUCACAUUUAGGAGAGUAAGUUACCAUGACACACUGAAUAAAGUCAUUUUUUAUCUUCUUUGUGUACAUAAAGUAUUCUCGUAGCUUUGUAACAUUACGACUGAACCACUGAUGUCCCAUGGAGUAUUUUAACAAUAUCUUAACUACCUUUCUGGGCCUUGGACGUGUAAGUUGAUUUCAUUUUUUUCACAGACGAAAACCAGACGACAAAGAAAUAAAACUCGUUUUGAAUGACAAAAACUGACGAAAAUCUAUUGACAUCUUGAUCAACGAAUAAAAGCCAGACAGAAAUGUUAGGGAGGGACAAUUUUAGGAAGAAAAUUACUCUGCUGCGCGGUUAGAUGAGUACAUUUUAACUGUUUCACAGCCUAUUGAUCUACGUGGCAGGACAUAAACUAGCAUACAUUUGCUGUGCGUCUCAUGAAGCAUUCAAAAAUGUAAAUAUCUGGGAGUAAGAGAAGAGCAGACAUAUGGAUAUAUUUGACGACGCAAAAGAGAACUCAAUUCGGUCCGGUUUUCGGAGCGCAGACACUGAAGCAGCGCGUAAGAAUGAAGAAUGUGGUAAACAAGUU
Molecule: messenger RNA, 2899 nt
Organism: Labeo rohita (rohu)
Lineage: Eukaryota; Metazoa; Chordata; Actinopteri; Cypriniformes; Cyprinidae
Gene: plekha3
Product: pleckstrin homology domain containing, family A (phosphoinositide binding specific) member 3
Exons: 8
Coding region: 313-1209 (298 amino acids)
Biological process (GO): receptor recycling; retrograde transport, endosome to Golgi; endosome organization
Cellular component (GO): early endosome; recycling endosome; trans-Golgi network
Source: RefSeq, a predicted model, not a curated record